This is a messenger RNA of Dentiscutata erythropus, 846 nucleotides long. Lineage: Eukaryota; Fungi; Glomeromycota; Glomeromycetes; Diversisporales; Gigasporaceae. The record is from the annotation of a GenBank genome assembly.
AUGGUUCCAAAACUUCGUUUGCAAUACAAUGUUACAAAAGAAUUCUCAUUGAGAUAUACAAUUCUUGCUAUACUUUUUUUUAUCUUUGUAGAUAUAAUUGUUAUAUUUUUCGUAAUUUUAACUAAAGGGAAGACUUUAUCUUGUUCUCCUCAGUUUCGAAAUGUAUAUGAUUCAGAAAGUUGUCAGCAGAAACUUUUUACAAGUGGUGAAACCUUCGCAACACAAACUUUUAUAUAUUCGUUUUUGAACUCAACACAAUAUACCGGCGCACCUCUUUCAAAUUGCAAAAUCAAUUUCUCAAAACUCUUUGUUCAUGGUAUCCCAACUUCGCUUCCAAUCCAAGAUUGGAGAUAUAAUAUUUCAUGUUCUACAUCUAACUUUUCAGUUGCCCUAAAUAUUGUUGAACCUGCAUACACAGAUGUUGGAGACAAAGUUAAUGACCAGAUCCGUGGAUUAUUUGGGGUUAAUGGACUUCAAACGGCUACAUGUGGUGGUGACUCCAAUAAUAACUCGUACCCUGUUAACUCCUACCAAAUUCUUAAUGGUGGCUAUUAUGUUUACUCAAAUGCUCCAUCGAAUGGUAUUUGCUACGCUUCAAAUGAUGAUCCUUAUUUUCGACCUUUGGAUACCUUCCUUAACAAUACUAUACAAUAUGAUCUCAAUAAUUUUGGUAUAAUUCCAACAAUCUAUCAAUGUCAAUCUUGUAUACUUGUGUGGAAUUCAUUUAAUGUUAUUUUGCUAGAAAUUCUUACUUCAUCAUUUGCGAUUAUGGGAGUCGUUUAUACUAUCACUUUAAUUUUUCUUAAAAACUAUUAUUUAUCUAAAAUUUCCAAGUCAACCCAAUAA